Messenger RNA from Dendroctonus ponderosae (mountain pine beetle), 342 nucleotides. Its product is annotated as cytochrome b-c1 complex subunit 9. The record is from RefSeq and is a predicted model, not a curated record. The transcript has 2 exons. The coding region runs from base 88 to 267 and encodes 59 amino acids. NCBI's taxonomy places the organism in Eukaryota, Metazoa, Arthropoda, Insecta, Coleoptera, Curculionidae. Gene Ontology annotation, biological process: mitochondrial electron transport, ubiquinol to cytochrome c.
CGCAACAUUGAACAUAACCUAUACUGACUGACAUUCAACGCAGUUCAUUUGUAAUCUUCGCUGUUGAACAUACACAAACUCUCCAAAAUGUCCCUUGGAAAAACAAUUUACAAUUCCAUUUUCAAGAGGUCUUCCACCUUCACUCUGGCUUUCAUUGCGUCGGCCUUUAUUUUCGAGAGAACGCUGGAUUCGGCCUGUGACACCAUAUUUGACAAUAUCAAUAAAGGGAAAUUAUGGAAGGACAUCAAGGACAACUACACCCAGUAAUAUACUUAGCUCAUCUCAUAUAGUAUAACUUAUUCUGAAUGUUAACGCAGUUUAUAAAUAAAAAAUUCUAAAACA